Messenger RNA from Owenia fusiformis, 1381 nucleotides. Lineage: Eukaryota; Metazoa; Annelida; Polychaeta; Sabellida; Oweniidae. The record is from the annotation of a GenBank genome assembly.
AUCAAUGUAUGUAGUACAAAUAUGCCAAUGCAGAAAAAAGAAUAACAGUCAUUAUAUAACAUUUGAACACCAUUACAGAAAACAUAAAUUAAAGACCAUAAUGAGAAAGCAAUCUGUUAUCAAGACAAUUUGUGUUUUAUCAUUAUGUGCACUUUACUGCUAUACUUUAUGGCACCAACACAAAACAACAACAAAAGAUUUAAAGAAGAAGGCAGUGGACUUAGAUGGCAGUGAAGAGAUUGCAGAUAGUGAUACACGCACCUUAACAUAUAAUGACAUUGAGAGCGAGUAUAGCAAUAUGUAUGAUAAUGCAAUAGAUGGUGGCAUCCAACAUGUAGAAACUUGGAGAAACAAGCAAGUGAAAGACUCAACACAAAAAGACGAAUAUUCCCAAAAUGAAGAUCUAAUGCAAGCCAAUUCAAAAAAGAAUCUAUCCAGUUAUGAUCGACUGAAUGCAACAAUGAAAUCCAGGCUACCUCGGUUUAUCCUAGGAGGUGUUAAAAAAUGUGGAACGGGAACAUUAAUGACAUUUGGAAAUCGGCAUCCUCAGAUUAUUCGUUCUCAACUGGGUGGAUUUUUCGUGGAGCUUGUAAGUUUCAGUCAAGGAACUCAAUGGUAUUAUAACAAAAUGGUAGUGCCAACAAAGGAUCAUGUUGUCCUAGAAAGAUGUAAUGGAUGCUAUGAUACAUUACAAGCUCCUUGGAGAUUAACAGAGACACUGGGACAUGAUGUCUAUAUAAUAUGGAUGGUCAGAGACCCUAUGGAGCGUUUGGAAUCUGAAAUAGCUCAGCAGAUAUCUAACAAAGAGAACCAGUUCACCCCAGAGAACAUCCUAUAUAAAUCCAAAGAAAAUAUCACACAUAAUCAGAUAAUACGACGUGGACUUUACGACAUCUUUCUCCAACACUGGUUACAUUAUCUCCCGUUAGACCACUUCCUUUUCAUUGAAACAUCCGAUUUCAUCAAAAAACCAUGGGUGGAGUUAAACAGGCUAGAGAGUUUCAUGAAUUUGACAAGAUUUUUCAAUGAGGAUAUGUUUAUACCAGGAGAUGGACGAAAAGAUUUCUAUUGUAUCCGUAACACCAACUUAACAUCCAAAGGUGAAGUGAAAUGCAUGGGAGAUGGAAAAGGAAGGGAGCAUCCUAAAAUUGAUACUGAAACGGCUGAAAUAUUAGAAAAAUUCUACCUUCCACAUAGUAAAGCUUUUUUUGAAAAGAUGCAACAUAGUUACAAAUGGAGAGGCACUUAACUGUUUUCAUUACCUAUUAUUCAAUUUGUAUCUGAUAAAAACUGCUAAUUUGAUUUAUUCUUUCAGAAUAUGAUACCUCAUUAAAAUGUAAAAACAAUAGAUCACUUGACAUGUAGAGAAAAAUGAACAUGC